AUGGCCCCAACCGAGUUGAAAGAAUUGAAAAGCCAACUGCAGGAGUUGUUGACAAAGGGGUUUAUCAGGCCUAGAGCUGAAGAUAAUGAGGAUCAUCUGAGAUUAGUAUUUGGAAAGCUCAAGGACUAUCAACUGUUCGCCAAACUUAACAAGUGUGAAUUCUGGUUGGAGGAAGUGAGAUUCCUCAAUCAUGCGAUAUCCAAGAAAGGAGUCAAGGUCGACUCGAGCAUGAUCGAGACAGUAGUGGAAUGGCAACCUUCUACCUCAGUGCAUGAGGCUGACAAGUAUGAGCAAAGUUUUGAGGAACUGAAAUGGAGGUUAACCAUGACCCCUGCUUUAGCUUACUCGAGCCUCACAAAGACAAAAACCGUUUGUGGUAUUGUCAAGUACAUAUUAGGUUGCAUCUUAAUGCAAGAAGGAAGGGUAGUUGCUUAUGCGCCUAGGCAAUUGAAGGAUCACAAAAAUAACUAUCCUACUCGUGACAUGAAAUUAGCAGUUGUAGUGUUUGCCUUGAAGAUUUGGCUUCACUACCUAUACAGUCUAAGUCAUACCCUUAGUAAAGAUGCAAUGGGGAGAUGCAGAAAACGAGAAAUUUACUUGGGAAAGUAA
Messenger RNA from Juglans microcarpa x Juglans regia, 609 nucleotides. RefSeq lists its product as uncharacterized. The record is from RefSeq and is a predicted model, not a curated record. Lineage: Eukaryota; Viridiplantae; Streptophyta; Magnoliopsida; Fagales; Juglandaceae. The transcript has 3 exons. Bases 1 to 609 code for a protein of 202 amino acids.